CUGUUGAGAAGGAGAUAGCAAGAUAACCUUGGUAUUUUAUGGAGUAAUCAGAUUUCCAUGAUCUUGAAUGAAUCAUUUUAGGCAGAUAAAAAAUACAAGACUUUUGAAAUGAAUCCAAGAGGAGACUAAUUACUCAGCUGGCUGGUUCAAAGCAUGAUAGGCAAGCCCAAUGAAAAAUAAACAUAAUGGAUCAGGAACAUCCUUAAAGCAACUGGGAAUGAAUGUGAACCAGUGAUCAGAAACCUUCAACUCUAUCCUUAUAUCUGAACUUUGUAUACGUGAGACAAAGAUCACAACAAUGCAAGGAAAAAUAGAAAUAAUCAUGGGAAAAUGGCUAGUCGUAAGUGCUUUUCACAUUGGGCCUGAAUAAGGAGUUUGCCAAGGGGCAAAUCCUUACUGAUGCUCUCAAAAGAAACUGAACUCCGUUCCCAAGGGAGGCUACUGUCUUCCCUCCACAACAGUGCCACAGAAGAAGUGGUGGACAACAAUGAGCCCCGCAUGGUGUGAUGAACAUAAGCCAGAUCAGAUCAUGUUAUGGAUUCAGCCAAUCUGGAAGGAUACAUGAGCCGGUGAGAAAGAACAUGGACUUCUGAGAACACUAACUUCCUAGAUGCUUAAAAUAGAAGAGCCUGGGAUUAUGGUGAUCAGUUACCAAUGGCUAGAAAGAUGGAAAAGCAAUGGACCCCUCUAUCUGUACCUAUAUAAAUAAAGUUUUAGAAGGCAGAGAGAACUUAAACUGAACCAAAUAAUUAUUUCAGCCAUGGGAGAAAAUGAAAGUUUUUGGGAGAGCUUGAUAUAUGCACAUCCUACCUGUGUAGCCUGGAAGCAAGAGCCAGAGGGAUCGAUAUACCAUCUAGCUAGUAUUCUAUUUGUUGUUGGCUUCAUGGGAGGAAGUGGAUUCUUUGGGCUAAUGUACGUCUUCAGUUUGCUUGGAUUGGGUUUUCUCUGCUCUUCUAUAUGGGCUUGGCUGGAUAUAUGUGCUGCUGAUAUCUUCUCCUGGAAUUUUGUCCUCUUUGUGAUAUGCUUCAUACAAUUUAUUUAUGUUACCUACCAAGUUCGGAGUGUUUCCUUUGAAAAAGAAUUCCAGGAACUCUACAGUUCUCUUUUUCAGCCUCUGGGAAUCUCCUUGACUGUUUUUAGGAAGAUUGUCUUGUGUUGUGAUGCAGAAGUGAUUACUUUGGAGAAGGAGCAUUGUUAUGCUAUGCAAGGCAAAACACCUAUUGAUAAACUCUCUAUGCUUGUGUCUGGAAGGAUCAGAGUGACCGUUGAUGGAGAGUUUCUGCAUUAUAUUUUCCCCCUUCAAUUUCUGGAUUCUCCUGAAUGGGAUUCCCUAAGACCCACAGAAGAGGGUAUUUUCCAGGUAACUCUUACAGCAGAGACGGACUGUCGAUAUGUGGCUUGGAGGAGAAAGAAACUGUAUUUGCUGUUUGCUAAACACCGUUUCAUCUCACGUCUGUUUUCAAUUUUAAUUGGGAGUGACAUUGCUGAUAAACUAUAUGCCUUGAAUGACAGAGUGCACGUAGGAAAAGGACUUCGAUACGACAUCCGGUUACCAAACUUCUACCAAGUGGCAGUACCAGGGACACCCAAAGUGCAACCUGCAGAACAACUUGUGAGCAAUUCAAGACAAAAGUUCACUAACAUUGCAAACUGUGACUCUUCUAAAAAAUAACAAACAAAAAGAUAUGCUAAAUAAAAUAGGGAAAUACAAGUUAAUAACAGGAAAAUCAAGCUGAACAAUACCUAGUAAAGCCAAACUUGAUUGAAAGUGCCAUUUACUUUAGUUAAAAUAGCUUGCCUCCCUUUUCUCCCUGCAGAGCCAGCUGGUUGGCUUGUACAUCUUGACUAAUUAUGCAUUAUGAUGAAUUUCUUUUGUUGGUCUUAUUACUUUUAGGGGGGAAAAUGAAUCAUGAUGGGAUGAAGCUUUAUUGUAAUUGUGGUGCCUUCUGUGGGUUUUUUUUUUAAGAUAUUUGCAUAGCGCUCUUGAUCAUAUUUAUUCCAACUUGCUUGUCAUAAUGAAUUAUGGAAUCCAUUUCAUCAUAGUGAAAUGCAAAAAGCAAGUUAUCUUAUCUUAUUUUGAGUUGCUUGUUACAUUCAGAAUUACAAUAUGUGAACCUGAUCUUUUUUUUUAACCAUCAGAAUCUUAGAGAUUACGUUUAAAAAAUUUUUUAAACUCAGAUUGUCUUGUUUUUCUUUUUAAAAAAAGGGAAAUGACAAUGUGAAAUGCACAGUAAGACAAUUUUUUAAAUUCAGUGCAUGAACAGUUGAUUUCUCUCAGGCUAUAGGAAAGAGGCAUUACACGGAAACAAAAAACACUAGUGUAAUUGCCAACGUGAAAAAAGGUAAAGCGAUCAAUGUAAUUGCUGCAAAAUAUAUAAUAGGAAAAAGGUUGUGUAGUGCUUUUAAUAGAAUGUGAUGCUACAGUACCUAGACUUCAAAGGUGUAAGUGCCAAUCAUAAUGUACAAUAAAUACUGUACAUCAAUCAA
This is a messenger RNA of Mauremys reevesii (Reeves's turtle), 2487 nucleotides long. It is a transcript of the gene POPDC3, whose product is annotated as popeye domain containing 3. The record is from RefSeq and is a predicted model, not a curated record. Gene Ontology annotation, molecular function: cAMP binding. The transcript is spliced from 8 exons. Gene Ontology annotation, cellular component: sarcolemma. Bases 761 to 1672 code for a protein of 303 amino acids. Lineage: Eukaryota; Metazoa; Chordata; Testudines; Geoemydidae.